Molecule: messenger RNA, 975 nt
Organism: Cladocopium goreaui
Lineage: Eukaryota; Dinophyceae; Suessiales; Symbiodiniaceae
Source: the annotation of a GenBank genome assembly
UCAAGCACAGCUGGUGCUCUCGGUGCGGUGGCGGCUGCCGACCGCACUGCAGCCAUGUCGAUCAUCAAAAAUGCACCGCAAGCACCAGAAAGGCUGGAUUGGAUGUAUGAGCAGAGCGCAGCAGCUGUGAAGCCCAACGACGAUGAGUAUUAUGAUGAGAUGAUGAAGAUUCAGGUCUCUGCUCAGAAGGACAAAGACAUUGAGGCUGUCAAGAACUUGCAGGGCAACACUGCUGGCUCUCUCUUCCUAACCAGUGCCACCAAGACCACCGAGGACAUGGUUCGAAAGCUGCGAGAAGAUCCGCUCUUUCAGAUACGUCGACAAGAGCAAGCAGCGAAGGAAAGCAUGAUGACAAAUCCCCUCAUCAUGGCAAAGAUCAAAAAGAAACAAGAAAAGGCAGCAAAGAAAGCAGCCAAAAAAGAAAAGAAAGCCGCGAAGAAGGAGGAGAAGGCCUUGAAGAAAGCCGCAAAGGCAAAGAAGAAAUCCAGUAGUGACAGCUCAGAGGAGCCUGCAGCACCACCGGCUCCACCGGCCAAAAAGCGAGAAAGGGAAGAGCCACCUGAGCCGGACCUGUCUGCGCUUGGACCCAGCCAAGCUGUGCUGAGCAAACGCAUGGAACACGAAAUGCGAGUGAAGCAGCAAAAAGAUGCAGCACUAGCUAGUCGUGGUCUGGGAAGGCGAAUGACAGAUGAGGAGAAAGAUCAGCGAGUGCAGCAAAUGAGAGUUGAUGCCAAAAAGCAUGAGAGGAUGAAGGAUGAUCGGAUAGCUUCUGCAGAAGACAGGGAGAAACAGAUCGAGGAAUUGGAAGCAAAGAUGAGAGGGAAGUCUGAUCAGAAGUAUUUCCGAGAUCUGCGGAAGGAUGCAUACGCCGCCGACGCAGAGAUGUCUGUUGCGGACCGCAUCAAGACACAACGCCAUCGGCGGCAGAAGAACAUCAAUGAUCCUCUGGAAAAGGAUUAACGCGCUCGUCGUGAG